AUGGUUCGUGGAGCAGCAAAGGCGCAAGCGCAAGCCAAGAAUCAGGCAAAGGCGAACUCUAGCAAGGAGGCCAAAUCUCAGUUGGACAGUCGAGGUGCAGCUUUGAAAUUUGCAUGCAAAGUCUGCAAGGCUCCUGCGCCUGUGAGUUCGGAGGGACGAGGAUUUGGGGCGAUGAGGGAGGGAAUGGGCGAGCAAGGGCCAGGCGAUGGUUGGUGCGGGAGGUAAUGAAGGGCAGGUGGGGCACUACUGCUCCAUGGCGGCGAGAGGUGGCUCGAUAGUGCCAAUCAUCCUGAGCAUUCAGACACGAGGUGGGAAUACCGGGCAGCCAUCGUACCCGCAACGGUGGUGCGCUACUCCGAGGCGGGUUUUGCCAUCUGCCUUGUCAAAUCGCGAAGACGCUGACAUUUCACUUCUAUCACCUCGCACACCUCGCAUACAUACCAGUCAUACAAGACGCUCGUGAUCCACUAUGACUCAAAACAUCCCAAGGAGACUUGUCCUUCAGAAGCCAGCUUCGCAGCAUAG
Messenger RNA from Ceraceosorus bombacis, 525 nucleotides. Lineage: Eukaryota; Fungi; Basidiomycota; Exobasidiomycetes; Ceraceosorales; Ceraceosoraceae. The record is from the annotation of a GenBank genome assembly.